This is a messenger RNA of Durusdinium trenchii, 3474 nucleotides long. Lineage: Eukaryota; Dinophyceae; Suessiales; Symbiodiniaceae. The record is from the annotation of a GenBank genome assembly.
AUGUUCAAAAAGAUCAAGGAGUUUGUUCAAAGCCUUGAAGAGGAUGAUGAGAAAAGAGCAGAAUUCAUUGAAGCGCGGGAAAAGUACAUUUCUAUGAAGCUGCACAACCCGAGCUUGGUGCUGAGAAACAAACAAGACUUGUGGCCAAGACGAAUUGUCUCCCUCAGCAAGAAAAUGUCUACUUCGAUGGCUGCUCCGAAAACAUACCUUUGUGAGCUUUCAUCCUACAAGAAAAAGUUUGGUGCGCCUGAUCCCUCAAAGGUGAUUCAGAGGAGGUUUAAUGGCAAGCUAGUCACUGGCGUACUUGUCAUCAAAGAAGAAGAUGAAGGGAUGUACGCCAUCAGUCAUGAGGAGGAAAUGGCAGCCCAAAAUCGCGGAGACAUGUCAGAUGUCAAUCUCAGAGAAGGUCAAGACCAGGAAAUGUUUGCUGCGAUGGCUGGCCAGGUGUUGGCAGAUUCUACGCAUGACCUGUCCCCACAAAUGCUUUUGCCUCCUUCUGAUAUCACUCCCAGGGGCAUCACUCCUGGGCGCAAGAAGCAAAAGGUUCUUUGUGAUCAAGAAAAAGGCGGAGAAAGUGAUGCAGCAUCCGAUUCAGGAUCUGAUGCGCCAGCGCCCACAGAUUUCCUACGAAGCUUCCAAUCAAGUGGGAAACCAGCUACACAGAGCUCAUUGAAGCCUCAGAAUUUCAACUUUCUGGAGGCGCGACGGAGUUCUCCGUCUAAGCCCAGUCCGCCUGCUCCUUGUGAGACAUCGGCAGCCAUGCCCAGCAAGCUCAAUACUUCAGAGCCUCUGCCGGAGGAAGAAGAUGAGAAGGACAAGGAAUGCCGGCCCCGCAAAAGACAGAUGGAGGAGCGCCAAGAGGAGGAGAUGCCUGAGCCUCAGCCAAAGAAAGCAUCAAAAGGCAGAGAGAACUUCAAGAAUCCAAAGCAAACAACGCAGCUACCUGCACCAGAGAUCAUGGAUUCAGAUCUUGUCCUUUCACCAGAAGCUGUGAAGCAGUUUCCGAGUGAAGAUGAUGCAGAAGAGAAAGCCAAGGAAGCAAAGCCAAAGAGUGGGGGGAGAAAAUCCCAAAAACAUAUCCAAGCAGAAGAUAUGGCUUUCCUUUGGUCACGCCAAGCGGAGCUCAAGAUGGCUUUGGUGACACUGCCUGAGAUUGAGGGGGAGGAUGGCAUUCCACAGUUUUGUCAGGAUCUGAACACUUCUUUGUCAUCGCUCCAGGCAACUAUUUCCAAGAAGGUCACAAGUACCAAGAGGCGCAAAACAAGCAAGUCUCCCGAAGAACCUGCAGCCCUCAGCCCUGAGAUGCAGCAAGUGGUUGAGACAGCCAAAGCCUUUCAAUGCCUUUGCUCACAUUUGGGAAUGCCAAAGACCAAUGCUGAUGAUGUGAAAGACAUCUACCUUCUUUUGACGGACAAAGGUUGGACCUUCCCAACUGUCAUCGUUCUCAAGGUUUGCCGCUUGAAGCUUUGGGAGGAGAUGAAAUUCAACAAGUAUGCCAAGGUUGCUGCCUGCUUCAAGAUGUCGCAUGCUCUUGCAGGAAUCAUGCAGAAGGCAGAUGAAGCUCUUGGGGAACCAGGCUAUGUGUCAGGCCAGCUGCUUGAGGGUCUUGUCAGCAAACUGGCUGCUAUGGUGCCAUCCAAAGGCUCAGCCCGGGCAGUUUUGGAGUCGGUGCAUGCCAUCAACCUUGCCAACCUCGUUGCGGCCUUCGCUUCUUGCCGGUCAGAGUGCUACUUCUCUGACCAAAUCAAAGAUCAACUGCAGAAUCUUUGGUCUUUCUUUUCCUUUUUGAGCACGGCAGAGGGGGAGGAGAGCAGGAAGAGCUUGGUAACCUCUGCUGAUGAUGCCCUGAAUGCGGUCGCUCUAGUCCUCGAUUGCAACGCAACAGAGCACCUUCUUUUCAGCUCAUUGAAGCAGGCUGCAGGCGUGGUUGCAUUGCUUUCUCACAUAAAGGGCAUCAUCAAGAGAAGGGCCAAAAAGGGAGAUAACCCUGUGAUUCUGCUUGAGCUAAAAGCCGAACUGGACCGUCAGUUUGAUGCCAUGACAGCAUCCAAGCUUAAGCAGUCUGAUCUUGCCGGUGCCAAUGCUUUCAACUCGUGCGAUGAGAUCGCCCAGUGCUGGAAGACACUCUAUGACAGGAUCCAAGAAGCCUCGCAAGACCUGCCAGAUCACGCAGCAAAGCUUUCUGAGAUGCAGAAGGAAUGGAAGGACCGCACUUUGCAGUUACUGAGGCUGCACAUCACUUUCGAUCUUGCACCGUUUCUUGGCCAGCUUGCGGAGGAUAUUGCUUCGAACAAACCCGGUCAAACCCCGCCCAAGUGGCAUGUGGCUUCACUCCGGGGUUUGCUAGAUGUUCUGCAUUGUGCUUUUCUCACACACGACUUCAUCGGUAUGAUCAGCCUCAAAAUGGUUGCGCUAACGCGUGGGAAUGCCCUCUCAGAUGGAGAGUCUGCUCAAAUCUUGAAGCAGUGGGAGGACUUGCAAGAGCGCUUGUGCAAAGAGAGUCUGCCGGACAUAGACUUGUGCCCAAAGCAAGUGGGUGCUUUUGGGCAAGCUUUGAGGGUGAGGAUUAGAUCUGAUGUGGUGGCAAAGGCCGGCCAAGUGCAGAAGGACCUGCAGCUGCAACUCUUGAACAUUGUGGGGGAAGAGAUUGUGCCUGAGGAAGCGUGGGAUGUCUCAAGAUGCGACCAACUCCUUUGUUUGGCCACUGGUUUUCCAGCAGAGCUACGUGCCCGAGCUGAGGAGGUCCAGGAAUUUGCGCAGGUGACCAAAACCUUCAUUCAACUGAGUGACAAGGUCACGGCAUUCGAUGAAGCUAUCCAGAAAAUGAAGGUGGAGGAGAAGGUCCCCAACACAGUGAUCAAAGCAUUGCAAGACUUGAACUUUGGCAAGAUGGACAAGAUUCCGGGCAUCCUUUUGGGGGAGCAAGGGGGUGCAGAGCAUAAGCAGGCAGUCACUGAAGGGUUGAAGCAAAUUGAGACCUGGUUGGAGAAGAAGUGGGAUGAAGACUUGUCAGAGAAGCUGGCAACCUUUGUAAAUCCAGACAGCGAGGCUUUGCGUACUAUUUGCUCUCAGAUGCCUGACUAUGGCUCAGUCAGUUUGAAGGAUUUUUCCAAGGCUGUCAAGAAUGGACAGGUGGGGGAAAAAGCGGCAAAGCUGAAGAGGAAGGUGGAAGCUUGUCUUCAGUGGGGCCACCAUGGUGGGCUAGAUGUGAAGUUUUGCAAGGCAGCCUCAGCAAUUGCCAACCAAGCCUUGGCUUUGGUUUCUACUUCCACCGUCGGGCUUCUUGUUGAGAACAAGCUUUGGGCAGAGAUGACCCCUGCUCUUGCCUCAACGAAAGGGUCGAAACAUGCAGCGCUCCACAAGCAGUUGGUUGACACCUGCAGCUUCAUCCAGAACACCGGCUUGGAAAUCCCUGCUCGUCUUCAAGCCGAAAUGACAGAUCGAAUUCAAUCUGGACGAACGUCCACGAAAUGA